GUCGCGAUUCAAAUGAGCGAGUCAGAGUGUCAAUUAGUGAUGGGAGGUCCGGCUCUUUUCAAAGAGUCGGCUCUUUUGACUCGGCUCCCUUAGAAGAGCCGGUUCUUACGACUGUACCAAAUGUAAUCUAUUCAUUUAGUUGUUUUUAUGCAUUUUCUUUCUCGUUACAAAAUACACACAGGUUUGUUGCUGACCCUCAUUUUUUAUUUUACAAAUUCUGCAGUCUCUAGAUGCUGCUUCUUUCUUGCAUUUAACUCUCUCUCUCUCUCUCUCUCUCUCUCUCUCUCUGUCUCUGUCGCGUCUUCCUCCCCCUUCCUUCUUUCACAUAAUGGUAUGAGCCUAGCCUGUCCUCGCAUGUGAUUGGGCGCACAUUGUGCCCAUCAAAAUAAAGUCCCGCCCCUGCCUGCAUGGAUUCAUCCAUAGAGCUGAGCAGGAGCGGCUGAAGAAGAUUCGGCUCUUCCCGUCGCGAUUCGGCUUUUCUCGUUCGCUACAAAGAAUCGGCUCUUAGAGCCGACUCCUUCGCGAACGACACAUCACUAAUGUAAAAGUAAAUGUCAAGUGUAAGAGCUAGGUUAACCUAAUCCAGCAUGGAAAGUUUCUAUUAUCGAUUAUACCUCAGCGAUUGGGAACCAACUGGGAAUUACGAUUAGUCAGAAAGCCGUGAAUAAAUAUUAAAAAUGUAAUCAGCGGUAAAUUAUAAUGCCACGGAUUUUACUAUAACAACAUGAAUUGUAUUAUUCUUUACUUCUGUAAUUUGUUAUAUUAUGAGCGUGACAAGGGGUUAAGAUCAUUUAAAUAAAAAUGUAUAAAAUAUCUAUAUCUUUUUCCGAGGCUGGUUGUUUAUUUUUUUAUGCAGCGCCCUCUGCUGGCUGCUUCAACACAGAACCCGUAUUAAGCGAACCCGGCGUCCAGGUUGCGGAAGUGACGUUUGCGUAGUUACCGUCGCUAGGGAAACCCACUCAGUAUCCGCUACUUAGCAAUCUGUCACUGUGUCGUUUAGCGGCGUUUUCACUCCGAGUCUCUCUCUCUCACACACACACACACACACAGGGGAACCGGUGGAAAUGGUGUGUUGUUGUGUUUCCUCUCCGAAGCUCAGGGUUCAUUUGCACGAGUUUCAGCUUUAAAGACAGUGACAGAGUGCUCACCUAGGGGGGAAGAAGGAAACGAAGCUAAUGAUGUACAGCCCGAAGGAACUGGAAGGAGAGGUGGAUCACUCGUUCUUCGACAGCGACUGCGAUGUGAGCGGCACCAAGCCAGAAAAACCCGUUCACCAGGAGAAGGAGGAGAGAGAAAUCACUAACCAGAAGCUUCCCAACCAAAAUGAAAGCCGGAGAGAAAAGGAGGAGUGUGGAGUGGAAACUUUGGAGAAAGAGAUGUCCGGACUUGAGGUUCAGAGCGGGUUGAUUGUGAAGGAUGGCUCUGAAUGUAAGGAGGACGUCGAAAUCAGAAAAGAAGAGAGAGAACAUGAGGGAACGGAAAACAGAGAGGGUCCUCCUGAACAGAAGGAUGGCGUUAAAAAAGACGAGGCGGCGUGUGGAAAAGACGACUCCGACAACUCAUCCAGGAAAUCCUCGCCGCUCCCUCGUUCUGACGUGUCCGGAUCAAGUCGUGGCAGCCAAUCGGACGACUCGUCCAGCAUCUGCUCCUCCUCCUCCUCUGAGGCCGAGGAAGACGAUGCCGUUUUUAAAAACGAGGAUGACGGAUACCAGUGCGAUGAACCUGCCAAAAAGUCCACUGGCAAAUUCCGCAACCGGAGCCAUGGCUAUUCAUCAUCAUCCAGCAGUGGAGACAGAAGCCCCACCCCUUUGGCCAAGCCCUCUAGCACUCAGUCCACCUCAUCCCCAGGGCGACAGCCACGACCGGGAUCAGCCAACCGCAAGCAAAGACCGAAAACCUCAGAAGCGGCAGAUUCAGAUGAUACGGUGACAGACGUUACACCUCUUUCCUCCCCGGACGCUAGUCCCCAACCGUCGUUCGACCUAGCUCUGCCCACUUCCACUGACUCAACCUUACCUGCUCCACAUACUGACACCUCUGUUGAUGGACAGCAGCGGGAUGUGAAUACGGAUGGAGAGGAACGAUCUGGCAGGCGGAUUGACAGCGCCUCCAUCAUCAGCGGCAGGAGCAGUGCAAGCCGGCGCCGUAAGAACUACUCCUUCACCAGCGACGAGGUGCGACGCAUCGAUCGAGAGAACCAGCGACUCAUCCGCGAGCUCUCGCGCUCCUCCACUCGUACCUCCUCUCGCUCCACCCACCGAUCCUCUGCACCGCCCCUCCGCCUUUAUCACAGCGCCCUCAACAGGCAGCGUGAGCAACAGCGUAUCCAACGAGAGAACCUGGCCUUUGUAAAGCGUUUGGAGUCAGUAAAGCCGACUCCAGGAAUGACUCGAUUAGAACAGCUAACAGACUACCAGCGCCAAGCCGGAUACCUCGGAAUACCUACACCUCUCAUCAGACCUGCAUCAGGAAGAACCUCCAGAACCUGCACUUCCACCAGUCCUCACAGAACCAGACCUGAAACUGCAAAACCCACCAGAACCACACCUCCCCGUCCGGCCUGGUCCUGAUCCGAACCUCAGCUCUCAUCACAUGCAAAACCGCUCGAAUGCUUCCCGCAAUGCAGCACCUCAGAUCCGGGUUGUGAGAAGCCGAGUUUCUGAUGGACCACUUUAAUGUUGUAAGUAGGACAACAUUAAAGCCUUCAUGACCAGGUGAUUGGCUAGUUAUAGGUUAGUAGAAGUGGUUGGUAGAGAAGGGAACACGAUGAUAAACUUGAUCUUUGCACGUAAACCCGUGUCUUAAACCUGUCACCCAUAAAAUAUUAGAGAAUAUGUAAAAAAGCUGCACCCUGGUAAGCAGCAGUUUGCCACCAUGUUGCCUUUAUCCAAAAUGUUCAUAACUAGUCAAAUGUCCAGGUGUCUGUAGAGGCCAUUCAUUAAAAUGAGCUAUAGAACACAAAAUCUAUGAGGUUUAUUGUCCAACAUGGUGAUCGAUCAUUGAAAAAUAAUAAUGAAUGGUCUCUCUGGACCCCUGGAUAUGACAUAUCACACUCUCUUUACCACUAUAUGACAUUUUGAAUCUUAGAUUUAUUUUAUAAACUUAGGCUUCGAAUAAACUAGCCAAUUGAACCCCUGAAACACGUCAGAGACUUUUCCUAUUCUCAUUGUAUACGCACAUGACAAUCUACAGCAGCCAUUUAUAGAUUUUUUGAUUGGAGAAGGUUUGAGCCUUAUUUUGCUGGAUCUGGUGUUCAUUUUGCAGCUGGACAUUGCACUUGGUAACUUUAGAGAACUUUAAUGGAUCUCUCUUAGGCUUCUCUCAGAGCUUCGUAGUCGAUGCUUAUCCACGUAUGCUUGCUUUCUUUGUGCCUGAAAUAUUAGUAGGCUUAAAUGAUUGAUUAACCUACUGAAGACAAAUGCUUAGCCUUUACUGUUUACUGUAGUUAGAGCAUUUCAUCUUAUGUGUAAGUUUAAAGAUCAGUAGAUUUAAAUUAUAUAUAAGUAUAUAUUAUAUAUUUGAUAUUGUCAAAUCUGUUUGUUGGAAUAAAAGUAUUAAAUUUA
Hemibagrus wyckioides is the source of this 3563-nucleotide messenger RNA. RefSeq names its product cilia and flagella associated protein 97 (gene cfap97). NCBI's taxonomy places the organism in Eukaryota, Metazoa, Chordata, Actinopteri, Siluriformes, Bagridae. The transcript has 5 exons. The record is from RefSeq and is a predicted model, not a curated record. Bases 1176 to 2570 code for a protein of 464 amino acids. Gene Ontology annotation, biological process: spermatogenesis.